AUGCAGGAGGAAGCACCCCGUGAGGUGCCAGAGGCAGGGUCGUCCUCCUUGGCUGCAGAGAGGCCGCCUUUGGUGGAGGAGGAGGAGCCGCCGGCCGAUUUCAUCUGCUCGAUCACGACCGAGGUCAUGAGCGACCCGGUGAUGGCGGCGGACGGGCACGCCUACGAGCGGACGGCGAUGGAGCGCUGGCUCGCGACCAAGUCGACGAGCCCGAUGACGGGCGAGGCGCUCGAGUACACGGGGCUCUUCCCGCACCACAUGCUGCGCAGGCAGAUCCGAGAGUGGCAAGAGGCAGGACGGUAG
Molecule: messenger RNA, 303 nt
Organism: Emiliania huxleyi CCMP1516
Lineage: Eukaryota; Haptophyta; Isochrysidales; Noelaerhabdaceae
Exons: 2
Coding region: 1-303 (100 amino acids)
Biological process (GO): protein ubiquitination
Molecular function (GO): ubiquitin-protein transferase activity
Source: RefSeq, a predicted model, not a curated record